Messenger RNA from Vanessa atalanta (red admiral), 3064 nucleotides. RefSeq names its product microtubule-associated protein 1B (gene Paip2). Gene Ontology annotation, cellular component: cytoplasm. Gene Ontology annotation, biological process: negative regulation of translational initiation. Gene Ontology annotation, molecular function: mRNA regulatory element binding translation repressor activity. Bases 506 to 1654 code for a protein of 382 amino acids. NCBI's taxonomy places the organism in Eukaryota, Metazoa, Arthropoda, Insecta, Lepidoptera, Nymphalidae. The transcript is spliced from 9 exons. The record is from RefSeq and is a predicted model, not a curated record.
CUCUCAAUUAAGUAAUAUUUUUAUCAAAUUCUAAAUUUCAUCGCUUUAAAUAAACAUAACCGGCAUUUUCAAAGUUGCGAAGUUAGUUUAUUAUCGUGGAGUUAUCUGCACGAAGUUCACAUCCGUCGCCAUUUACGCCACGAAGUAAGUACGCGGAAUCGGGAAUUGGACUGGCGCAGUGAAAUAGUGUUACUUAGGUUAUAGUGUUAAAAUAAUUAAUAAUUGUGCAACGAAAACAGCAAUAAAACACUGGGAACAUUUUACAAUAUAAAUUAGUAAAACGAAGAUAGCAAUAAGACGGUACAAUGUUCAAUGAACGUCAGAUAUGAAGAAGGAUAGAACCACGACCGAAGUUCAAACUUAUGACGACAGUGCCUUAAGAUAUAAAUAAUAAUUAGAAUUAAAUUAACGGAAACCAGUAUUUUGUUUUUAUUAUUUGCGGUUAGAUGUUUAGAGAUAUAUGAGAAGGUGGGAAAUAGUUCACUUUUAAGUUAGUAUUGCAAGCAUGAAAAUUCCAGAGACAUCAGCUAAUGUUGGCGCUUAUUAUGGCAAUGAGGACAGUGGACAGUGGCAGCCAAACGGCGUAAUCAUAGACAACGGUGUUGGUGGUGGUGUGGUUGGUAGCGGAGACGCUGGUCACAGACCCGCCGUAUACCCAGUACCCAUCCCGAGAGGACAUAUUCCUGGAGGAUACGUCAUGGCUGGUGCAGCGUACCCUGGUGCUGCGUACAUCGAGUCCCAGGAUGACUUUGAGGACUACAUGUGGAUGGAAAAUGAAGAGGAAUUUGACAAUCAGGUCAUGCAGCAAUUAGAGGAAGAAGCAUUAAUGGAACAGUGUAUAGAAGCAAUGCUGGAAGAUGAACAGAGAGAGCAGAGACAGAGGCCGGUUUCAAAUGGACACAAUCACUAUCCAACGACAAGUAACGGCCUAUCAUCUCUGUCAUUGGAAGAAACUGUUUCGAGAUCUAAGUUGAACCCGCUUGCUGCUGAAUUUGUACCCAUCAGAGCGAGGCCAUCUGCAGAAGAAGCACAAGAUAAUACAGAUGCAAAAUCAGAAGUGGAAAGUGUUAAAGAAACAGUUUCAGUACCGCAGGAGAAACCGCAGCAGCCGGACGAAGUUGACAGCAAACCGACUUUGGAAGAGAGUAGAACAGAAGAACCGAUCCCAGUGCCAACGGAGCCGCCGGAAGUGAGCGCCGCAGACGUCCAGCCGAUAGACAAGAAGGUUAAGGAUGUAAAGAAGGAAACGAAGCCGAAGACGGAUGUUAAGAAAGUUAUAAAGAAUGACGUUAAAAAGACUAAACCGGUUCCGGUGAAAUCUGAUAGUAAAGUGACAGCAAAGAAGAAGGAAGUGAAAAUUGUUAAAAGUGAAAUGAAGGAGGAGGAGGCGCCGGUCGCCGACGUUGUCAAACAAUCAACACCACCACCAACUGAGGAAUUACAAACGGGAAUUAAACCAAUCAACUACGCUGCCGCGGCGAAAGCGAAUAAGCCGAAGAAGGCAACGUCACCGCCGAUAGUGGAAAAGACUCCGCAACCAACGAAAACCGACAAACCUGUGAAACCAGCAGACAAGCAGGACAAGAAGCCACAAGUAAAAGACAAAGUUAAAGUAGAGAAACCAGUUGUACAAAGGAAGAAUUCCACAAAGUAAUUCUUAAAUUGAUUGUGUACAAAAAUUAAUAAAAUACAAAAUAUUUUUUUUGAACUGGCAACCCUGAUGUACAAUGUCAACGAGGUUCUAAACUUUUAUCAACGGGCAACACCGCCAGUUUUGUAUGUAUAUAGUUCUUUUUUUUUUAUAUUUUGUGAUAUUUCCCGUUAAUUGCAUUUUUUUCUUGAAACGAGGAAAUGAAAAAAAAAAAAAUAUAUAGUGUAAAAAUCAUAAUAAUAUAAUUGUACAAGAUUAUAAUAAAAAAAUAAUAAUUUUAUUGUUUAGUUUGGUGGUGCGGGUUUUUGUUGUACAGACAGACAUACUAAGUACAUGCAUAAUUUAAAAGCAUAAUAUUCAUUCGUACAACAUUACUAUGUUCAAUACAUCUUAAAAACUAUAGAUUUCUUUGAAUAAAUCGAUAUUACUUAAUAAUUCUAUUGUUUUUUGAAAACAUCUUCAAUAUUUAAUUGCUACAUUUGGAAAAUGUAUAGUGAUUUUGUCGGACAAGUCAGUUAUGGGCAAGAAAUGAUAAUGUUAAACAAUAUAAUAAAAACACUUGCAUUGGUGUGCCAACUACAUCAAAAUUAAUAAUUACAGUAUGACCGAUAAGCUCUGUUCACGAGCAAACAAGGCAAACCUGCCGUUAUUGUCUAACUACUUGAUCUAUUUUCUCUAAAUAAUAUGUAAUCAUUGGAUUAUCAGUUAAAAUAACCUACAUGUUACACUAUGGAUUCAGUAACAGCCCUAAGUUGAGGUCGGGUUAGACAUUGUGUGAGUAUAGGAUAUAUUUGUAGCGAGCCUAAAUCAUUUUUCAGUUAGUAUAUUUUUACAAAAAAAAGGUUUUGGUUCAUAUGCUUUAUUUUCACUCAAAAGAUAAGGAUAUAACAAUAAAAAAUAGUUAAAAACUAUAAUAAAUACAAUUAAAAAAAUUCAUUGUAUAUUUUUUGAAGAUGUGUAUUUUUUAUAUUUGAUAUUACGUGUAUAGAUGUGUAUGAAAUGUCACUGCAAAAAGCCGCGCCAUGUUAUAUUAAAUAUAACAAAAAGAGCCUCCAUUUAAGGCUGUCCACUAACCGUAUAGAGCAUAGAAAAUUAGGAAUUUAAAAAAAAAUGUACAUUUUUGUGAGCGUCUAAAAAAAAAUGUAUAAUAAAAAAAAAAGCACGCGUUGUGUGUUAUGGGUAUUCAGUUAUUUUAGCACUAAGUUUAUAUAGAUUAGAGGUUUUGUAGGUUUUAAAAUAUAGACAAGUACAUGGGAUGUGCACUCCGUUAGACAAUGAUUCGAAGGCGACCUCAAUUUAUUUUUGGCUGUCAACUUUAAGUUGUGCUUAAAAAAAAAAGCUAAUGUCACGUUGACGGAUAAAAUACAGAAAAGAGUUGGCAAUAAAAAUACUUCUUUUUUACAAUUUCUAAUU